Cryphonectria parasitica EP155 is the source of this 1482-nucleotide messenger RNA. RefSeq names its product MFS general substrate transporter. Bases 1 to 1482 code for a protein of 493 amino acids. Gene Ontology annotation, molecular function: transmembrane transporter activity. The transcript has 4 exons. NCBI's taxonomy places the organism in Eukaryota, Fungi, Ascomycota, Sordariomycetes, Diaporthales, Cryphonectriaceae. The record is from RefSeq and is a predicted model, not a curated record. Gene Ontology annotation, biological process: transmembrane transport.
AUGUGCGAGAAGACAUCCAUGGGAAUGGGUAAGCCCCUUCCACCACCACUGCCAGAUGUCGAGGAGUACACCGUCGAAUAUGAGGGCGAGGAUGACCCCGACCAUCCUUUCAACUGGAGCCGCUCCACCAAGCUCUUUACCUCUUUCCUCGUGUGCGCCGGCACGUUCAUCGUCUCCUUCAGCAGCGCCGUCUUCGCGCCCGCCAUCCCCAGCGCCAGCAGAGACCUGGACACAUCCACCGAGGUAGCCACGCUGGGCACAACCCUCUUCGUGCUCGGGUUCGCGGCCGGCCCUCUGCUCUGGGCGCCCGGGUCCGAGCUCCACGGCCGCAGGUGGCCGCUGGCGGCGGCGCUCGUCCUGGGCGGGAUCCUCAGCAUCGCCGCGGCCUCGGCCACCAACAUGCAGACGCUGCUGGUGUGCCGCUUCUUCGCGGGCGCGUGCGGGGCGAGCCAGCUCACGGUGGUGCCGGGGGUGCUGGCCGACCUGUACGACAACGCGCACCGCGGCGUGGCGGUGCAGCUGUACGCGCUGACCGUGUUCGGGGGCCCGUUCCUCGCGGCGCCGGUGGGCGGGUUCAUUGUGGCGGCGGCGGGCGGCUCGGGGCAGGCAGCGUUGUGGCGGUGGACGUUGUAUGUGCCGGGGAUCCUGAGCCUGGUGGACGGUGUGGCGUCGGUUUUCUUCCUGCGCGAGACGUAUGCGCCGGUGCUGCUUGCUGGCAAGGCUGUGGCGCUGCGCAGGCGGACGGGCAUCUGGGGGAUUCAUGCGCGGCAUGAGAGGGUCGAGGUGGACGCGGCGGUGUUGGCCGAGACGUACCUGGCGCAGCCGCUGCGGAUGCUGGCGAGCGAGCCUAUUGUGCUGCUUGUGUCGCUGUACAUGUCGUUUAUCUAUGGGCUGGUGUAUUGUCUUCUGGAGGCGUACCCGGUCGUCUUUGAGUCGACGUAUGGUAUGGAGCCUGGGAUCAGCGGACUGCCUUUUCUCGCCGUCUUGCUAGGGGUGGUUCUGGGCGUGUGCUACAUCCUGUCGCAUCUUGGAUCGUAUAGGCGGAAGCUGGCAGAGAAUAAGAACGUGCCUGUGCCCGAGUGGCGGCUCAGGCCAACUCUCCUUGGAGGGCCCGUGUUUGCGGUCGGCAUCUUCUGGUUUGGCUGGACUGGGUUCACGGCCAAGAUCCACUGGGCAGUGCCGACCAUCGCGGGGGUCUUCAUCGGCUUCGGGGUACUGUGCGUUUUCCUCCCGUGCUUCAACUACCUCAUCGAUGCGUACCUACCAUUGGCUGCCUCCACAGUUGCUGCCAACAUCAUCCUGCGCUCGACCGUGGCGGCUGCAUUCCCGCUCUUCUCGAAGCAGAUGUUUGAGGGCAUGGGCGUGCAGUGGGCGGGGACCCUGCUGGGUUGUCUGGCUGCGGCCAUGAUUCCUAUUCCGUAUCUUUUCAGAGUGUAUGGAGCGAGGGUGCGGGGGAAAAGUCGUCUUUUGCAGAGUAUGUAG